Molecule: messenger RNA, 2825 nt
Organism: Passer domesticus (house sparrow)
Lineage: Eukaryota; Metazoa; Chordata; Aves; Passeriformes; Passeridae
Exons: 18
Coding region: 228-2627 (799 amino acids)
Cellular component (GO): cytoplasm
Source: RefSeq, a predicted model, not a curated record
UGUCACAGGGGAGCCCUUUGUGACACCCCACUGCUGGCCCUGUGGUCAGUGUCCAGCUGGACAGGGAGAGAAGAGGAUAGUUUGGGAAUACAGAGCUGGCCAGGAGCCUCUACACACAAGCUCCAGAGUUUCCCUGCUUCUUCAGCAGCCCCGUGGUGCUGAGGAUUUUCACAAACGAUUCUUAUUUCCCCUUUCUCCACUACCAGACUUUUCUUUUCUACCAAAGCAUGGAGAGGAGAGCCCCGAGCCAGCCCAGGGUGGCCUGGGAGGAGGACGGGGGUCCCCAGGAAAGCAGCUCCCCAGUGGAGCCCUACGAGGUGACAAUGGUGCAGCCCCUGCAGACGGAUGCCGCUGGGUUAGCUGUGUGUGAGGAGGAGCAGGAAGCCAUGGCAUUCAUCCAGACCUUUGUCAGGCUCUCUUGCCCGAUGCAGGAUGACAAGCUGCAGUUCCUGGAGAGCAUCCGCAGCCUGUGCAGGAGCGCCACGAACCGUGGCUCGUUAGCAGGCCUGGAGUGCUUCUGCCGCAGACAUGAGCUGGCAGAGAAGGUCGAGGCGCUGCUGAGCGAGGAGCCCCAGAAGCAGAUGCGCACAGAGCUGCAGCUGCUUGCCAUGCUGGCCAUCACCCAACUGAGGUACCUGCUUGUGCCUCUGAGGGACGCUCUGUGUCCACCUGCACAAGGCCCUGAGAUGCUGCUGCCAUCACCAGUAUCCAACUGGAACCUCUCUCUCUGCAGCUCUGUGCUGCCCGAGCUGCUGGACAACACACAGCUGAUCAGCUCCUGCUUUCGGAGUGUUCUUCUUCUUCCUCCAGAAGAGGAAGUGACGGGCCUGGAGGCUUCUCUCUACACUCAGACCGUGGAUGCCAUGGACAUCAUGCUGAAGGCUGUGGUGCUCAGAUCUGGCGAGGUGCUGCAGGACGUCUUGGAGGUGCUGCUCACCUUCACCAGCUCUGAGAGAGCCGUUGUGCGGGAGAGGGCCUUGCAGAGGAUUUGCAGCCUGAGCCAUUGGCUGGCCAGCUGUUCCACUCUGGAGGCUGGUCAAGAUGAGGAUAGAGAUGAUGCCUGUGGAAAGAUCCAGAUCCCAGUCCUUGGGAAGUUGUUUGGACGUCUCAUCCUCAUGGCAUUUGAGGAAGAAAAGACCAACCAUGUGGCUCUGGAUGCUCUCUACGCCCUCCUCAAUUUCAUCUGUCAGCAGCAACGUGUGACACUGCCAGAGGACAAUGCACAGCUCCAAGCCCACUGGGAAGAUGGGAUCAGCUCCUCACUUCAUUCUCCUAAUGCCAAGGACUUCAUCGAGGCUGUUGGAAAAUACCUGGGACCUUCUGAGAGGACACACAUCAUCCUCUCAACCAUUACGAUGUUCCGCUACUCAUCUCCCUGCAAUCAUCAGGUGGCUCUCAGCAUGCUGGAGGUGAUUGGGAGAGACCCUGACUGGUGGCUGAUGGAUGUGCCAAAAAUCGUGAGCCACAUCUACCACACUGGGUUGGUCACGGACAUCCAAGUCCAGCACACCCUCCACUGCCUGCUUCUCUUGGUGGCUGACAGGAGUCCUGGGCAGGUGGUCACAACACUGCUGCAGAUCGCCCCACGAGGAGAUAGGAAUGCCCUCAGUUUGUGGGAGGUGAUGUUCUCGGUGCCCCAGACGGUAGAGAAGGUCUUGAAGGAGCUUCGUGUCCAACUCCAGGACCUGAAGAAUGGCAUUUUCCGCACCUUUCCUGAAAACGACUGCCUCUCUUACUUGGCUCUGCUGGCCUCCGAAGAUGUGCAAGAGGAGGAAUUCGCUCCAUUGUACAAAACCUGCAGGUUUCUGCUGUAUUCAGCCAACAGCACAGACAGAGAGAUAACCUCCCUGCUGCUCAGGGCCCUCAUCACACUGUCCAACAGAGAUGACAGGGCGAGAAAAAUGAAGGUCCUGCUGCCAGACCUGAUGAACCUGUUGCGGCAGAACUGCACGUCUCUGGUGAUGAUGGCCCUGAUGGUCCUCCAGAACAUGAUGAAGUGCUUGAAGAGGACCGAAGCCAGUUCCAUUGCUGCAGAUGUGGCGAGGAUACUCUGGUACCACUUUGAUGAGGAGGAAAGCUGGGUGCGGGAGAGCUGCAUCAGCUCCUUCAGAGACCUGGUGAGGACAGUGGUGGGGAAGGAGAAGAAGUGGAUGAAGAACUUCGUGCACACUGUCCUGGCCCCGCUCAUCCUUCGCAUGAACGACGAGGCCCCCAAAGUGGGCCAGGCCUCCAGGAAUGCCCUCCUUGCCAUCGCAGAGCUCCUCAAGUGGAAGGAGAUGAAGCAUGUGGUGAAGACACGGCAGACCUGGAAGAUGGCUGAGUGCUUGAUGAAAAAAGACAGCAGCAGGGCUGAGCAGUACCUUCUUCAGAGCCUGAAGUACCUGAAGGACCCUCAGGAAUGCGUGCGAGACUCGACUAUCAGGUUCAUUGGGACCAUCAUGCGGCAUGUCAAGGACCAAAGCACGGAGGUGCCUGCUCUGAUUGUCAGAGAACUUCAGGCCUUGGAGAAAGGUGGCUGUGAAUUCAUCUGUUGCCUGGCAGCUCAGACCAGCUUGAUCCUGAGCAGGCUGAGGGAGCAGCAAUCACCAGCAGGGUCCCGAUGCUCUCUGUGGUGCUGGCACCGCUGAGCUGGGGGCCUCUUGUGUCCAGAGUGGCACAUUCAGGCCAGACUGAUCAGGAACACCCUCCCACUGAUUCACAAGGUGCAGAAAGGACUCCUGACUUCCUGAGGUUCUUCUCAGAGAAGGCUCUGCGUGUGGUUGGAUCCAGGCUUGGUCACAGCACUUCGUCAUACAUCAUUGAACCUGGACAUCACUUUGUUCUAA